AUGGAAUACUUUAUCAUUAUUCAUGGUCUAGUUCAAAAAGAUACUAUAUUACAAAAAUCAUUUGAAGAUAGUAUUUAUUUGUCUAGUAGUAUUAUUAUAGCUGGUGUUUUAUCAUGGGAAAUUACAAGUGGACGUCCCCCGUUUCCGGACUUUGGAAAUAGAUACGCAUUGAUAUAUCAUCUUAUUUCGAAAAAUAGAGAAAACCCAAUAGAAAAUACACCUCCAGAUUUGGAUUUGUUUAACAUCGAAUAUCAAAAUGAUAAUUCAAAAUCUAAAAAUAAUAUACAAGUAAUUGUUCAAAGUUACUUAAAAUAUAAUAAUACCGGAUGGACCAAAAAUUAUAAUUUUAUAAAUGUUUUAAAAGAAUAUGAAUCAGAAUCGAAAGAACUGUUUAACUAUUUAAUUGAUAAUCCAAAAAUACCGCAUUAUGAGGUAUUGAUUGGUAAAUUUUAUCAGGAAGGAUUUGGAAUUGAUAAAAAUCAACAGAAAUGGUUUAAAUGGUUUCUAAAAGCAUGCGAAAGAGAUGAUGAACACGGUAAAUACGAAGUAGGUUCAUGUUAUUAUCAUAGUCGUGGAAUUGAAAAAAGCAUUUUAAAAGCUGAACAGUAUUUUAAAGGUAUCGUUGAUUGUGGACCAAAUAUAGCUUUAUAUAAACUCGCAAAUUGUUAUGAAUUUACUAUAAGUCAAGUAAAGGAAGCAUUAAUUAACAAGGCAUUUCAACUUUACAAAACUUCAGCAGAAAAAGGAUUUAUACCAUCUCAAUUUAAGGUUGCAUAUCAUUAUAGUCAUGGCUUUUAUACUCAAAUUAACGAAGUAGAGGCUUUAAAAUGGUAUAAAUCAUUUCAUAAGGAUGGAGGAUAUCCUGAUGUGUCUGAUAAAAUUAAAAAAUUAGAAAAUUUAUGA
Molecule: messenger RNA, 903 nt
Organism: Funneliformis mosseae
Lineage: Eukaryota; Fungi; Glomeromycota; Glomeromycetes; Glomerales; Glomeraceae
Source: the annotation of a GenBank genome assembly